Centropristis striata (black sea bass) is the source of this 1663-nucleotide messenger RNA. It is a transcript of the gene hspa14, whose product is annotated as heat shock protein 14. Gene Ontology annotation, biological process: protein refolding; cellular response to unfolded protein. Gene Ontology annotation, cellular component: ribosome; cytoplasm. The coding region runs from base 68 to 1588 and encodes 506 amino acids. The record is from RefSeq and is a predicted model, not a curated record. NCBI's taxonomy places the organism in Eukaryota, Metazoa, Chordata, Actinopteri, Perciformes, Serranidae. The transcript has 14 exons. Gene Ontology annotation, molecular function: misfolded protein binding; ATP hydrolysis activity; heat shock protein binding.
GUAGCGGAAGUUAUCCCUGGCAGCGGAACCCCGGUCUCAUCUCGUGGCCAGCUCUGUAUAGCUCAGCAUGGCUGCUAUUGGAGUUCAUUUCGGAUAUACUUGCGCUUGUGUUGCGAUAUUUAAGGAUGGGCGUGCUGAUGUGGUCGCUAAUGAUGCAGGAGACAGAGUAACUCCAGCUGUGGUGGGCUACAGAGACACUGAGCAGAUUGUAGGCAUUGCAGCAAAGCAAGGACGGGUCCGCAACGCUGCCAACACAGUUGUUAAAGUGAAGCAAGUGCUGGGGAGAAGCUUUGAUGAUCCAGAGACCCAAACUCACAAAACGGAGACCAAGUGUCAGGUGGUCAACAGACAAGAGAAGCCUUAUUAUGAGAUUACAGCAGGAGAUCAUCCGGAGUAUGUUGCUCCAGAGGAUGUUGCAAAACUCAUCUUCCACAAAAUGAAAGAAACGGCGCAGUCUGCUCUGGACUCUAAUGUCACUGAGGCCGUCAUUACUGUACCUUUUGAGUUUGCACAUGCUCAGAAGCGUGCUUUGAGGGAGGCAGCUGAAGCUGCAGGCUUCCAUGUACUGAGGUUGAUCCAUGAGCCUGCUGCUGCUCUCUUGGCCUAUAACAUUGGACAGGACUGUUCUUCUGGAAAGAGCCAUGUCCUAGUGUAUAAGCUUGGCGGGACAUCCCUGAGUGUGACAGUGCUGGAGGUGAACGGAGGAAUGUUCCGGGUUCUCAACACCCACACUGACCACAGCAUCGGAGGAGAGAGCUUCACACAGGCUCUGGCCCAGCAUCUCGCCGCAGAAUUCAAACGCACCUUUAAGCAUGAUGUGAGCAGCAAUGCUCGGGCGAUGAUGAAGCUGAUGAACGGAGCAGACAUGGCUAAACACUCUCUGUCCUCACUGGGCUCAGCCAACUGCUUUGUUGACUCUCUGCACGAUGGCACUGACUUUGAAUGCAACAUCUCGAGAGCUCGAUUUGAGCUGCUCUGCUCAUCACUUUUCAACAAGAGCAUCCAGCCAAUCAGACCCCUGCUGGAGAAGGCUGGACUCUGCACCAGCGACAUUAACAAGGUGGUUCUCUGCGGGGGCUCAGCCAGGAUCCCUCGUCUCCAGCAGAUGAUCCGUGACAUGUUUCCUGAUGUGGAGCUUCUGACCUCAGCACCGCCUGAUGAGGUCAUCGCUGUGGGAGCAGCCCUUGAAGCAGGCUUACUGGUUGGCAAAGACUGCCUUGCUCCUGAGGAGGAGUCCGUCACAGUGGAUGUUUCUGCAGCUGACAUACUAGUGAAGGAGGUGGAUGAAUCCGGAGCUGAGGUGUUCACUGUUCUCCUUCCAUCGGGAACGCCGCUGCCAGCCCGGAGACAUCACGUCCUGAGCGGAGGGGGUGACCUGUCCUCCUUAUGUCUGGAGAUUUAUCAGAGAGGUGUAACGGAGGAGCCAGAAAAGCUAGCUAAGAUUGUGUUGAAGAACCUGCAGCCCAAGGAGGAGAACCACGACAUUGACACUGUGGUGACUAUGAAAAGAGAUGGCUCCGUUCAUGUGUCCUGUGUAGAACAGAGCAGUGGAAGGCCAGAGGUCGUCACCAUAGCAGCUGCAUCAUGAACAACAUGGCAGCAUGCACUGUCACUGCAAUGUUUUGUCUUAUUUUUUUUCAUUCAAUAAACAUAAUCAAACCUA